GACUACUGUAUUGAAAGAAUUAAUGAAGAAAAUCAUUACGGAGUAUUAUACAUCCACAUUUUUUCUCCACUAGAGUCUAGGCCCAAACAAAAAAAACCAAAUUAUCAAAACAAUGCACCACCACAUUAACUUGGCUGGAGUUUUCCUGCAACUUGUUACCUCCAUUAUCCUGCCGGUGCUUUCCCCGGCCACCGCCCAAACUCCGACCGCAACCACUGCCGCCGUCACGAAGCCCGGUUGCCCGCAAAAAUGCGGAAACCUGACCGUCCCCUACCCAUUCGGGGUCGGUCUCGGAUCGGGUUGCGCUCUAAACCCGAGCUUCGAGAUCAACUGCAACGAAUCUUCCUCCACCAAUAAUCCCCCGACGCCUUUGAUAAUGAACCUAAAGGUUUACGACAUCUCCGAAUCCGAAGUUCGGGUCUCCACCUCCGUCUCCGGCGUAUGUUACACCCAGACCGGUUCCAUACUCGGGCAGUUCCUGUCCCGGACCGACCUCGGGAACUCGAGCCCGUACACUUUCUCGGACAAAAACAAGUUCACGGUCAUCGGGUGCGACGACGCGGCGGUCGUGUCGGGCAACAACUCCCUGACCGGGCAGUCAUUCACGAGCAUCUGCCCGUCCGCGUGCGUGAAGCCCGAGGAGGUACACGGCGGGACCUGCGAGGGGGCCCAAGGGUGCGGUCAAGUAUCGGUCCCGAAAGGGCUGAGGGAUCUCAACGUGAGGGCGAUGGUCACCUCGUACGGGCACACCCGAAUGUGGUCAGCUAACCCGUGCGGGUACGCCUUCCUCGGGGAAGCGGGCCGGUUCCAAUUCCGAGGAUUGGAUGACCUGAGUGAUCUGAAUUUCAUCCGGCGGGUGUCCGCGAGCGUACCCGUCGUGCUGGAUUGGGCGAUCGGGAACCUGACGUGUGAGGGAGCAAGAAAGAGGGAGGACUAUGCGUGCUUGGGGAAAAGCCAUUGCGUUGAUAUGGACAAUGGUACGGGAGGUUACCGUUGCAAGUGUGACCAUGGUUAUCAAGGGAACCCCUAUAUUACUCAUGGCUGCCAAGAUGUGAACGAGUGUGAAAAUCCAAAUGAGAACCCGUGCGUAAAGAUAUGCACAAACACGCCUGGAAGCUAUAUGUGCUCUUGUCCAGAUGGGUACACUGGUGAUGGUAGAAAGAAUGGACAUGGCUGUGUUGAAACUCAUUCAAAUUUCCCAUGGAUCAAGUUUUCUAUUGGUUUGGGGAUAGGCCUUUUGUCACUGGUUGUCACAGUAGCAUGGUUAUACUUAUUCAUCAAGAAAAGGAGACUCGUCAAACUUCGAGAAAAAUUCUUCCAACAAAAUGGUGGUUUGAUCUUGAAGCAGAGAAUAGCUGCAUCAGAUGGUGGCGGCGUAGAAGCGGCAAAAAUCUUCACUGCUGAGGAGCUGCAGAAAGCCACCAACAACUACUCGAGUGACCGAGAACUUGGCCGAGGAGGAAAUGGUGUCGUUUACAAAGGAAUCCUACAUGACAACCGUAUAGUGGCCAUUAAGAAAUCAAAGACAAUGGAUGAGAGCAAAAUUGAAGAGUUCAUCAAUGAGGUUGUCAUCCUCACUCAAAUCAACCAUCGUAAUGUGGUCAAACUCAUAGGUUGUUGUCUGGAGGCUGAAGUUCCUUUGUUAGUCUACGAGUAUAUCUCCCAUGGAACUCUUUAUGAUCACAUCCACAAACAUGAUGGCUCCUCUUCCUCCAGUUGGUUGUCUUGGCAAAACCGUUUAAGAAUAGCUACUGAAACAGCCGGUGCACUCGCCUACCUCCAUUCAUCCGCGGCCAUUCCUGUAUUCCAUCGAGACGUAAAGUCAGCCAAUAUAUUGCUAGACUAUAACUAUGUCGCCAAAGUGGCAGACUUUGGCGCAUCUAGAUUAAUCCCUUUGGACCAGACGCACAUAGCCACUUUGGUCCAAGGGACAUUUGGGUACUUGGACCCUGAGUACUACAGGACGGGCGAGUUAACUGAAAAGAGUGACGUGUACAGUUUUGGAGUGGUACUUUGUGAGCUUCUGACCGGGAUGAAGCCAGUAUCUAGAGAGAGAAACGAGGAGGAUGCGGGUUUGGCGGCCCAUGUGGUGAUCUCCAUGAAUAAGAAUCAAUUGUUCAAAAUUUUGGAUCGUCGAGUUUUGAGGGAAGGGGCGAUGGAACAAGUUGUGAGUGUUGCGGAGCUUGCAAAGAAAUGUCUACACAAGAAUGGCGAAGAUAGACCUACGAUGAAGGAAGUGGUUAUGGGGCUUGAGAGGUUGAAGAAGUUGAACAAAGAGCCAUGGAGUCAUGGAUCCCAUGUGCCACAGGAUGUGACGAUGGUUGGUCAAAUGAACGCUUUGGAUGAGGCGUCAGACCUUUACACGCUUCAAUUGAACUCCACCACUUUCACUAGUGAGUACUCUGGUCAAUACACUUCUCCCAAUGAUUCCAACACCACAUUUCUCCACGAAGCCUAGCUAGUUACGAACUCACUGUUGGAACACGGGUUUACGCCUCCGUCGUACUAAACUGUGUUCGUCUUUAUGACAGGUUUUGAUAAUGCCAAACCGCCGCGACAUAUCGAAGCUAAAGUGAGCAAAACUAAGGCGAAGGAACAUGGCAUGAUGACUUGAGAACCAAGAACCCAGAAUCAAGAACGAAGAACUAGAAUUGUAUUGAGUCGGUCUUAAUGUGAUCAAG
This is a messenger RNA of Cuscuta campestris, 2681 nucleotides long. The record is from the annotation of a GenBank genome assembly. Lineage: Eukaryota; Viridiplantae; Streptophyta; Magnoliopsida; Solanales; Convolvulaceae.